AUCACUAUCAAGAUUAACACAAGGCAAUGCCUGAAGGGCGAAGGGUCCUGAUAUUGAGAAUACCAUCGGAGAAACUAGCCCUCACACAACCCAUGGAUGGAGUGAAGAAACACAUUAAGAGAGUUGGCUGGAAAGCAGAUGAGAAGGAGAAGCUGCUUUUUCUUCGUGACCAGCAUCCAAAAAUGCCUAUAAAGGAAUUCCAACAGACAUUCUUCCCUGACCGUACUGCUAAGGCUGUGGGAGAGCAGAUUCGUAAAAUGAGAAAAGAAGCUGGUGAAGAUGGAGAUGAUGCAAUGACUCAGCCAAGUCGUCCACAGAAGAGGACUGCAUUUGUUUUCAGCAGCGAAAGCGAAGACGAGGACUCGAGCUCAGAUGAGAGGAUUGAGGAUAUCAACCCUUCGGGUCACCGUACUCCAAAUAAGUUCGUUAAAUUAUCACAUAAUACAGGAGCUCAGUCGCCAUCAGUUCGUCCUGAUAUAGAGCAACGAGUCCCAAUAAUCCGCCCCCAAACAAGUGAAGCCCCACAGACUUUGGGAGAAGCCACGACAGCCCCAUCUAGACCCAAGAGUACUCCUCCAGAGACUACCGCUGUGGUCCAAGAUACCAAGAGUCUAGAAUCAAGGCCAGAUUCAAGACCAGAGUCCACCGAUAAAAAUGCAAUUCUUCCAGCUUCUCAACUUGCAAAGUGCUCUGGAACCGAAAUCCAAUGUGUUUUUAACCAGGACAUGCAGCAGCUACAAGCACGGCUCGAGAAUCAAAAACAAUAUGUAUUACCGGAGGCUGUAAGUAGACAAAAAUUCGCCAGAAGAAUCACGGCUGGUUACGAAAUUCUUCAAGCAUUGUGUCACAUCGAAGAGGACUUGUCCUCCGAGACUAGUCAGUUGAGGGCACAGAAUUCAGUUCUCCAGAGAGAGUAUGAGAUGAUGAAAACUGAGAAGGACUUAGAGAUUUCACGACUCCAGGAAGAAGUCAAAUCUAUUUCACGACUCCAGGAAGAAGCAAAAUCUUUGCAGGCAGAAAGGGAUCGAUUGAUAGAUGAGAAUAUACGUCUUAGAAGAAAGGUGGAGCUGAUGAAAGACUUGGUUGACAGUUGAAGGGGCAUUCGGUGCGUGACACUUGACUGCUGAGGGUAAUAGGAGUCUUGUAAUGUGUAAUAUAUGCUGAUAGUGCCUGGGACUUAGCUUUUGUCUAAUUUUUCUCAGACGGACAGGACAUUUAGUCCCUUG
Messenger RNA from Talaromyces stipitatus ATCC 10500, 1226 nucleotides. RefSeq lists its product as uncharacterized. Lineage: Eukaryota; Fungi; Ascomycota; Eurotiomycetes; Eurotiales; Trichocomaceae. Bases 27 to 1094 code for a protein of 355 amino acids. The transcript is spliced from 5 exons. The record is from RefSeq and is a predicted model, not a curated record.